AUGAGGUUACAAUUGAUACUGGGCCUAUUUUUGGUCGUACACCUCGCCAAUGGUCAGGCCGCCCCAAAUACUGAUACCCCACCCGCCGCCAGCCCAGAAGACGAGCAGCCAGAUGACACUGAAGACGCUCCUUUUCAGUUCACUGAAGAGGCUGCUUUCCACGAUAUGAAAACCCUGCCGCAGGUCCCUGAAGAUAAGAAGAAGCCCGAAAAGGACAGCCACGAGCCCACCGGCGCCCCGCCGAUGCACGAGGUUUUUGAUGUU
This is a messenger RNA of Mesorhabditis spiculigera, 264 nucleotides long. NCBI's taxonomy places the organism in Eukaryota, Metazoa, Nematoda, Chromadorea, Rhabditida, Rhabditidae. The record is from the annotation of a GenBank genome assembly.